Haliotis rubra (blacklip abalone) is the source of this 3328-nucleotide messenger RNA. RefSeq names its product tyrosyl-DNA phosphodiesterase 1-like. Gene Ontology annotation, cellular component: nucleus. The record is from RefSeq and is a predicted model, not a curated record. Gene Ontology annotation, biological process: single strand break repair; double-strand break repair. Lineage: Eukaryota; Metazoa; Mollusca; Gastropoda; Lepetellida; Haliotidae. Gene Ontology annotation, molecular function: single-stranded DNA binding; double-stranded DNA binding; 3'-tyrosyl-DNA phosphodiesterase activity.
AUACCUUUUUGAAAUUAUCAUUUAUGGCUGAAGUGUUUUUUCGCGUUUAAUACGAAACUAUGACUGUGUCAUAUGGGAAGAUGGCGGAUUUUCUAAGUGACGAAGACAUUGCAAGGAAGCUUCAAGCAAAAUUUGAUAAAGAGGAAUCGCUGAGAAUAGAUUCAGAAGAAAGAGAUAGGACUCUUGCCAUGGCCUAUGCAAAGAUUCACAGUAUAUCAGAUUCUGAUUCUGAUGCCACAAUAGAUCCAGAUGAUUUGGUGAGAGACAAUUCACCAGACCUGUUUGCUGACGAAGAAAAUUGUUCCAAAAAAGACAAGCCAUCAUGCAGGAGCUGCACAGACGAGCAGAUAUUCAGACAUGCAGGCAGCAGGUCUGUCACAUCACUUCAGAAAAGAGUGAGCAAGACUCAUGAAAUAUCAGACAGUGAUUCUGAUGAAGAUGUAAGAAAGAAAAUACAAGUAAACAGAGAUAAAACUUCAAGAACAUUAGCACCCUCUCCCACACUGAAAAAGAGAAAAAUUGAACAUGAUCAGUCUUCCGCUCACAAAAAGAGAAAAAGUCUCUGUGAUUCUGAAAGCAUGGAAAGUGAAAAGAAUUACAGUAUAUUUUCCAAAUAUAAGAGUUCACCCUCAAAGAACAUGAAGACAGAAAAAUCACAGUCACUCACAUCUAAGCUGGACAGUCCGAAGACAUCAGGUCUAUCCCCCAGUAUUAAGAAAGUGCCAAGUGUAACUCAUGCUUUGUCGGAGAGUGACUCUGAUACUGAAAUGAAUGGAGUGAUGAGUGCGUCAAAAGCAAAAUCCGUCCUGAGUUGUUCUUCUAGCCCAUCAUUUAAAAGAUCUAGUUCACUUACAUCAGACAAAGAUUUGUUGUCACUUGAUGAGAAGCCUUUGUGUAAAUAUGGGAAGGAGUGUUUCAGAAAGAAUCCAUCUCAUGUGGCUGAAUUCCGCCAUUCAGAUGUGGAUACCAGCAAUGAUAAAACAACCCAUAUCUCAAAGAAACUUUCUGGUGUGAACACUAAGAAGAGUGGCCUUGACAUCUUUAAAGAAAACCAACCGCUGAGUUUCUACAUGACCAAGGUUACAGGCAUUGAUGCUGUUUACAAUGAAUAUGGAUCUAUCAAUAUAAAAGAUAUCUUGUCACCAAGCAUGGGAAAUUUAGAAGCCUCUUGUCAGUUCAACUUUAUGUUUGAAGUGGAUUGGAUUAUAAGCCAGUACCCUGCUGAAUUUAGGAAGAAGCCCUUGACCCUUGUGCAUGGAGAACAGAGAGGAGGUCUGGCCACUCUGUUGGCAGAGACAGCUCCGUACCCCAACAUCACCUGCUGCCAGGCCAAACUGGAUAUAAUGUAUGGCACACAUCACACGAAGAUGAUGUUGCUCCUAUAUGACAAGGGGUUGCGGGUUGUCAUCCACACGGCCAACCUCAUAGAGCGGGACUGGUACCAGAAGAGUCAGGGAGUCUGGGUGAGCCCUGUGUUUCCUAAAAUGCCAGCUGACCAGGUUACAGCUGAUGACAAGGUUCAUGGUGACUCAGCCACUCACUUUAAGCAGGAUUUGCUGCAAUACAUUGCUGCAUACCGAGCCCACAAACUGACAGUGUGGGAGAAGCACAUCAAAGCUCAUGACAUGUCAGCAGCAAAGGUUCAUAUAAUUGGGUCCGUGCCAGGACGCCAUACUGGAGAUCAGAAGAGUUGCUGGGGCCACAUGAAACUCAGAAGGGUUCUUCAGAAACAAGGUCCUGAUGCUAGUCGUGUGAAGUCUUGGCCAGUGAUUGGUCAGUUCUCCAGUAUUGGUUCCCUGGGUCCAACAGCAGAGUCCUGGGUGUGUAACGAGUGGCUGCAGUCGCUGUCUACAACACGAGGGAUGUCUGUCACAUCUAAAGCCAAUAUGACACUGGUGUUCCCAUCAGUGGACAAUGUGCGUGUAAGCCUGGAGGGGUAUCCCGCUGGCACGUCUGUACCGUACACCAUGAAGACAGCCCAGAAACAGAAGUACAUACACCAGCACUUCAGACAGUGGAAGUCUGAGGGGCGCGGUAGAAGUCGAGCAUGUCCCCAUAUCAAGACAUAUGUUCGUCCUUCACCUGACAGUACUGAAAUAUCCUGGUUUCUCGUUACAAGUGCCAAUUUGUCCAAGGCAGCAUGGGGUGCCUUUGAAAAGAACGGCAGCCAGCUGAUGAUCAGGUCCUAUGAAAUAGGUGUACUCUUCCUUCCUGCACAUUUUGGUUGUGAGACACUGCCAGCAACAAGUGAUGCACAGGAGGCAGUUGCACGAAGUGAUGAGGUCGUGUUGCCUCUGCCGUAUGACCUGCCCCUCACUCCAUAUGUCAAAGGAGACGUAUGGAUGAUGGACGUGCCAUGUGUCCGUGCUCCAGACACUAACGGAAACAUGUGGUGUCCUCCACUGUAGACAACUCCAGAUGCUGAACCUUCUGUAGUCAUCCUUUUCCAUCUACGAAUGACCACCUAUGUUGAUUCUUCUGUGGUCAUCAUGCUCCUGAACCAAGUGACAGCUUCUGUUAAGUCAUCUGCUGUCAUCAUGCUCCAGUAAUGAAUGAAAGCAUGAGUUAACCCUUCUACAGUUAUCAUGCUUCAGGAAUGAAUGACACUCAGCUACAGACACACAUGUCAAUAUAUAUCUUCCACAAUGGGUCUGAUAGGAAAUGGCCUCUUCAGGGUUUGUGAAAAAGGCCAGCUAAAGACACUAUUGACAACGUUGUAUAACCCUUGCUGUAGUGAUGGCCACUGUGAUAUGAACUUUUAGUCUAUGGACAUGAAAAGACGAAGCUGCGAUUAAUUUGUUUACCAGCUAUACAAUGUGUAAAUGCAUUUUUUGGGGGAAAAGGAAAAAAAUCGAAGACAAAAUGACGAAAGGUUAAUCUAUUGUACAGUCUCAAAUUGUCGAUGCUUUAAUUUUCACAUGUACAUAUGUCAGUGUAUAUGUAUGCAUGGUCAGUGUAUACAGACUUAGAGAUCUUAUCACUAGUUUGGCAGUUGUGUAUGUUUUCAGUGAGAUACAAAAAUCAUUUGUGUAUUAACUGAUGCAGAAUCUAAACUAAGUAUUAUUGUGCAAUACAAUUUUAUUGUGAAGGAAUGCUGUACAUUUCCAAGCGUUUUAUGUCUGCCAAGUAAGGAUUAUUUUUAUGAAGAUUAUUUUAAUUGUGUUUACAUAAGUUUAAGUGACAUGUCAAAUAACACAAGAAGAUUUACACACAUGUAUGUAGUCCCAAUCAACAUCUAACAGAACAUCUUUCUUAAAAAUUUCCUUUGUCAAGACAUAUUGGAUUUAACAUUUGAUGGUUGCAUAUGAACUUCUGUCUUUUCUGCACA